AUGGCUCCCAUGCAGUCAGACGAGCAUCCGGCGGCAAGCAUCGGCCGCGUGCAGUCCUUCUUAGGCUGUGGUUACUGCACCGAGGCUUUUCCGGACAAGGCCCAGCUGCAGGUCCACAUAAAAAUGGUCCACGAAGGCAUGGAGUUCCAGAGUGUUCCUGCGCCCUUGCCGUCUAGGGAGGAACGCCUGCUACACAAAGCGCCAGCGGCUGCCAUUUCAUCCGGGAUCCCGCUUUCGGAGGUCAAUCGCCACUGCAUCCCGGAGGAUUGCUGGGUGUCGCUGAAUGGCAAAGUGUACGACCUUUCUGAGUUCAUGGAUCGCCAUCCGGGUGGCCCUACCACGAUUCUGGCCUGGGCAGGAAAGGACGCCAGCAAGUUUUUCAAUGACAUCCACAAAGGAGUGAAAAUUGAGCAGUACUUGAGGCCGGAAUCCUUCUUGGGCAGUUUGGGCGUCGACGAUAAUCUGAUGUCCGAGUCUUUCUGGCACACACUUCGAGAAGCGCGUGUCGUAGAACUGAGGGAAGAGCUUGAGCGCGUGCUGAGCCAAGUCUCCGGUCCGGGCAGCAAGGCAGACAGCAUCCAACGUCUGCUGCAGGACAAGAGCCUGGACCCAGUGCUGAAGAGCAAACUUCAACGGCUGGAGACACAGAAGCGCGUAGCUUUGGAUGCGGAGGAUUACAUCAAGGCCGCGGAGAUCAAGCAGUCCAUGGUGGCACUUCUUUCAGAGGAUGAUCACGCGCAUCUUCAUUCUGUACCUUUGUCUGGAAAGAACCUCGGAGGCGGCAUUCCGCUGUCGGAAGUGGCCCAUCACAACAAGCCACAUGACUGUUGGGUGGCCCUGAAUGGUGCCGUGUACGACUUGACCGAAUUCCUCCUGCACCACCCGGAGCAGCGAAAUGCCAUUCUGGCAUGGGCUGGCCGCGAUGCCACGCCGAUGUGGAACAAGAUUCCUGGCCGGUUUCCGAGUGCCAACUGGAUGGAAUUUUACAUGCGCCCAGAGUCGCGGAUGGGAGACAUUGGUGAUGAGCCCGUGGUUGAUCCCACCAUUGAGCAGUUGCGCCAGUUGCAAGAUGAGCUGCGAAAGCUCGAAGGCCCGUCGAAGGAAGACAUUGAGGCAGCCAGGUCUGCGGCUCAAGGGAGGGCCCCUAGCAAGGACGUUCCAACAUUGGGAGAGGAGUCCCGGUUCCCGAAGCUUCUUGAAAUUUCAGCAGGUCGCGACUUACCCUUCUUCUCGCGUGCAGAGGUCGCGAAGCACACUACGGCAGCAGAGCCCUUCAUGAUAAUCCACAAUCGUGUCUACAACGUGACGUCGCUCCUCGGUAGCCACCCCGGGGGCGACGACAUCUUGCUCUCGAAGGCAGGCACUGAUGUCACCAAGGACUUCGAGGUCUUCGAACAUUCCGAAAAGGCGCGAGUCCAGCGCGAUCGUGACAUGCUCGUUGGCCAGCUGGUCCCGGCAGAAAGUGCCGACUGGAACGCUGCGUCGGCCGUUGCCCCGGUGAGCGAGGCGCCUGGGAGAGAUGCCCUGCGCUACAUGAAGCACAAAGCCUUCGACGCCGUCAUCGCCGCUGUCGGCUGGUAUCUCUACAAGACCCUUCAGAACCGAAAGGCGCUUUCACAGUUCACCUACAGCCGCGCUUUGCGACACCUGCACCUCAUCAUGGCUGUGGGCAUUUUCGGUGCAGUAGGAACAGCACAAGCAGCCUCCAGAGCAGAAGGGCAAAACCGAAAGCAGCUGCUUUGGUGGCACAAGCAGACGGGCAUUGCCAUGCUAGUGGCUCUCUUUUUUCGUGCCUUCUUCCGACUCCGCAGCGGCAUCCCGCCACGUUUCCCCGGCCACCCCAUUGUGCAGAUGAUCGAGACCCAGAGUCUUCGGGCCUUCUAUGCCUUGGCUUUGUUGCUUCCCGUGUCUGGCAUCGCGAACGAGUAUUUCCUGAAGUGGGCUCCAGGAUGCGAACAGGCAGGGAAGGAAGAAGAUGAUCGGAGCAACGAACGACUCGCCAAGAAGUCCAUCGACACUCACAAGGUUCUCGGCAGGCUGUUGCAGUACAUGUGGCUUCCCUUCCACCUGGGGUACACGACAAUGUACCACUACAGCCAGGGACGAGGCGUUGUGAGGAAGGUUUCGCCCUUCAUCUGA
Messenger RNA from Symbiodinium sp. CCMP2592, 2139 nucleotides. NCBI's taxonomy places the organism in Eukaryota, Dinophyceae, Suessiales, Symbiodiniaceae. The record is from the annotation of a GenBank genome assembly.